This is a messenger RNA of Pleurotus ostreatus (oyster mushroom), 1623 nucleotides long. RefSeq names its product laccase (gene LCC8). The transcript is spliced from 18 exons. NCBI's taxonomy places the organism in Eukaryota, Fungi, Basidiomycota, Agaricomycetes, Agaricales, Pleurotaceae. The record is from RefSeq and is a predicted model, not a curated record. Gene Ontology annotation, molecular function: oxidoreductase activity; copper ion binding. Bases 1 to 1623 code for a protein of 540 amino acids.
AUGAGCUCACUCUCCUCCCUGGCUUGGCUGACGUUGCCCAUCCUUGCAAACGCUGCCUUCGGCCCCAUCGCUGAUAUCCAUGUAGUGAACAGCGACAUCGCCCCAGAUGGCUUCCAACGACCGGCCGUACUUGUCGAGGGGACCUACCCCGCGCCUCUGAUCGCAGGAAAUAAGGGUGAUCAUUUCCAACUCAACGUCAUCAAUGAAUUGUACGACACGACCAUGAAUACCGACACGAGUAUUCAUUGGCACGGCAUUCUCCACCACUCAACAAACUACGCAGAUGGAGCGGCCAUGGUCACACAGUGUCCUAUCGUGCCAAACGAGUCCUUUUUGUAUGACUUCCACGUUCCGGACCAAGCCGGUACAUAUUGGUACCACUCGCACCUUCACGCCCAGUAUUGUGAUGGAUUACGUGGGCCCUUCAUUGUCUACGAUCCGGAAGAUCCUCACAAGGACUUGUAUGAUGUCGAUGACGAAUCCACCAUCCUCACCAUUGGUGACUGGUACCAUACUCCUUCGACUGAAGCAAGCGUACCCGUAGCCGAUUCUACUCUCUUCAAUGGUAUCGGUCGCUAUGCUGGUGGCCCUCAGGUACCGCUCUAUGUUUUCAACGUCGAAUUCGGUAAACGCUACCGACUUCGCCUCAUCAACAUCGGAUGCGACCCUUACUACAACUUCACCAUUGCUGGCCACAAUUUCACAAUCAUUGAAGCAGACGGAGAAAAUACUAGACCUCAUAAAGUCGAUUUCAUCCAAAUCCUUGCUGGCCAGCGCUAUUCCAUUAUUCUUGACGCUAACCAGGAAAUCGACAACUACUGGAUCCGCGCCAAUCCCAAUCCAGACUCUGGGAUUCCUGGCUUCGUUGAUGGGAUAAACUCGGCGAUCUUGCGCUAUCAGGGAGCUCCAGAUGCUGAACCAACGCAAGGCGAAGUCGUGCCCGCUAAACCUCUCCACGAGACCCGUCUACACGCUUUGGAAAACCCAAGCGCGCCUGGAAUCCACGUCCCAGGGGCUGCCGACAUCAACAUCCAACUCGACUUCGGCUUAGACUUCGCGAACGGUGUCUUCACCGUGAAUGGACUGCCGUUUGCAUCUCCAGAUGUGCCGGUGCUGCUGCAGAUAUUGUCUGGCGCCCAAACAGCUCAGGACAUCCUUCCACCAGGCUCUGUCUUCACCUUGGAACCAAACAAGGUUGUCGAAUUAACCUUGACACCGCUGGCACUUGGCGGCCCCCACCCCAUCCAUCUCCACGGCCAUACUUUCUCAGUCGUGAAAAGCGCUGGGAGCAAUUCAUGGAACUGGCACAAUCCGGUGCGCAGGGAUACCGUGAUGCUCGGAGUAGAAGACGGCGACAACGUAGUCAUCCGUUUCGUCACAGAUAAUCCUGGACCAUGGCACCACUCUACCGCAAUCAGCCACAUCGACUGGCACCUUGAAAUUGGCUUUGCAGCAGUAUUCGCCGAAGACCCUCUAGGCACGGCGGCAGCUAAUCCCGUUACGCCUGAAUGGUCUGAUCUCUGCCCGUUGUACAACGCAACGCAAUCUCGGACCCCUGCACUGUUGAAGACGCUUGCGAAGAGCCCAAGUCAUAGGAUCCUCCCAGUUCAUUUGCGGCGCUGA